Molecule: messenger RNA, 1125 nt
Organism: Penicillium nucicola
Lineage: Eukaryota; Fungi; Ascomycota; Eurotiomycetes; Eurotiales; Aspergillaceae
Product: DNA-directed RNA polymerase I subunit RPA43
Exons: 1
Coding region: 1-1125 (374 amino acids)
Biological process (GO): DNA-templated transcription initiation
Cellular component (GO): RNA polymerase I complex
Source: RefSeq, a predicted model, not a curated record
AUGGCAGUAGACGCAAUGGAUAUCGACCCUCUGCCCCUGCGCACCGCCGAGGCAGAGCGCAAGCGCAAGAGCAAGAAGGAAGCACCCGCAUCGCCCUCCAAGAAGCGCAAGCAACAACCAGCAGCCGACGCCCAACCCAACCCCAGCUCCCCCUUCACCCUCACAACAGCGACACUCUACCUGCCUCUGUCGCCCAUCUCAAUCUCGCCCACGCAUGCGCUGGCCUCGCUGCUCGCCGAGCACCUCUCGCCUUUGCUCUUGACGUACUUCCCCCCGCUGAAGGGCGUUGUCAUGGCCUACUCCAAUGCGUCUAUCUCCAGUCGUCCCCCGUCUGACUCUUCACGGCUCGCUUCUGAUCCUAACCCUCAGCCGUUGACUCUGGCCACCACUGCGGACGAGUACGGCGUGCUCUACGUCUACCUGACUGCUACUUUCCUGGUCUUCCGUCCGAAGCGCGGGCAGAUCCUGGAUGGGUGGGUGAAUGUUCAGUCUGAGGGAUUCCUCGGUGCGGUCGUUUUCAACUUGUUCUCUGUUGGCGUGGAGCGGAAGCGUCUGCCUUCGAAUUGGAAGUGGGUUCCUCCUGGCGAGGAGGCGGAGACUCCUGCUACGACUGAUGAGGACUCGGGGUCUGAUCAGAGCAUGGCUGGGUUCGAUGCUGAGAAGGAGAUGUUCCAGCCUACUUCUUUGGCUGCCGAGGAGACUCCUCUUGACGGCGAGGAGGAGGAUGAGUCUGCUCACUCCGGGUAUUUCCAGUCUGUAUCUGGGCAUCGGGUGCGUGGCUCUGUUCGCUUCCGUGUUGUUGAUAUCGAUGUGAUUCCUGGGUCGGAGCGGGACCGUGGGUUCCUCAGCAUCGAGGGUACGAUGUUGUCUCCAGAGGAAGAGGAGCAGCUUCUCGAGUCUGAGCGUCAGGGUCACUCUCUCCCGCCUUCUUUCUUCUCAUCACCUACCAAGACCCACACUGUUCCUAUCAUGAAUGUGCCUGUGUCGGAGGCUGACGAGGUUUCGGUCGUGGAUGUGCACCCAGACAGCCCUAAGAAGGAGAAGAAGGAAAAGAAAGAGAAAAAGGAAAAGUCGGAGAAGAAAGAAAAGAAGGAAAAGAAGUCCAAGUCCAAGAAGACCGACUAA